CGCAUGGAAAGGGGAUGGGUUAAGAGCUCCCUGUGCCCCCUGUGAAUGUCUGUCACUAUGGCUAAGCGUGAGACCGGCAGCACCAGCCCUGUGGUCAGGCAGAUAGACAAGCAGUUCCUGGUCUGCAGCAUCUGUCUUGACCAUUAUCAUAAUCCCAAGGUGCUGCCCUGCCUGCACACCUUCUGUGAGAAAUGCCUACAGAAUUAUAUCCCUCCUCAGUCUCUGACACUGUCCUGCCCAGUAUGCAGACAGACUUCUAUCUUGCCAGAGAAGGGUGUGGCUGCCCUGCAGAACAACUUCUUCAUCACAAACCUAAUGGAAGUUUUACAGCGGGACCCAGAGUGCAGCCGACCUGAGGCCGGCAAUGUUCUUGAGUCAGCCAGUGCUGCCACAGCUUGCCAGCCCCUCUCAUGCCCCAACCAUGAGGGAAAGGUGAUGGAGUUCUACUGUGAGUCAUGUGAAACAGCCAUGUGUCUGGAGUGUACAGAGGGAGAACAUAGGGAGCAUGUGACAGUUCCUCUGAGGGAUGUGCUGGAACAGCAUAAGACAGCCCUGAAAAAUCAGCUGGAUGCUGUGCGCAACAGACUACCUCAGCUGACAGCUGCCAUUGAGCUUGUGAAUGAGAUCUCCAAGCAGCUUACAGAGAGGAAAAAUGGGGCAGUAACUGAGAUCAGUAACACUUUUGAUGAGCUGGAGAAGGCCUUACAUCAACGCAAGAAUGCUCUUAUUACUGAGGUGGAAAACAUCUGCAGCACCAAGCAGAAGGUGCUGCAAGCCCAGCUGACCUCUCUGCUUCAAGGUAAAGAGAACAUUCAAAGCAGCUGCAACUUCACAGAGCAGGCCUUGAACCAUGGCAGUGCCACUGAGGUCCUGUUGGUCCAGAAACAGAUGGGUGAGCGGGUCAGUGCCCUGGCCCGUCACAACUUUCCUGAGUAUCCCCAUGAGAAUGGACAUCUGGAAUGCCAGGUAGAAACGGAUGGCCUACGACGCUCUAUCCAAAACCUGGGAGUCCUAAUCACAACAGGAGCUGUGGGCCACACAAGCGUAGCCACUGGUGAAGGCCUCAGACAUACACUGGUCGGCCAGCACACCACUGUCACAGUCACUACUAAAGAUAAGGAAGGAGAACUGGUGAAGACUGGUAAUGCUGCUCUGAGGGCAGAGAUUAUCUCUGCAGAUGGAGCGUGCACUGAGGCUGAGGUGGUGGACAACAAGAACGGCACCUAUGAGGUUGGAUAUACCAUUCGCUCAGAGGGAGAAUUCACCUUCUCUUUGCUGCUAUAUGAACAGCCUGUGAGGGGGAGUCCGUUCCGCUUGCGUGCUGUCAAACCCUCAGAUGUCCUGCAGUCACCAGACGAUGUGAAGAGAAGAGUGAAGUCCCCGAGUGGAGGAGGAGGUCAUGUUCGACAGAAGGCUGUGCGGAGGCCCUCCAGUAUGUACAGCACCACCAAGAAAAAGGAGAACCCAAUUGAAGAUGAGCUGAUCUACAGAGUGGGAACAAGAGGGCGAGAUAAAGGAGAAUUCACAAACCUACAAGGCAUUUCAACCUCCAGUAAUGGCCGCAUUGUGGUGGCAGACAGUAACAACCAGUGUAUACAGGUGUUUUCAAAUGAUGGCCAGUUCAAGAUGAGGUUUGGGGUUAGAGGUCGUUCACCAGGCCAGCUGCAGCGCCCCACAGGGGUCACAGUGGACAUGAACGGUGACAUCAUUGUGGCAGACUAUGACAAUAGAUGGAUUAGCAUCUUCUCCUCGGAUGGAAAGUUCAAGAGCAAAAUCGGUGCUGGACGACUGAUGGGACCCAAAGGUGUUGCUGUGGAUAAGAAUGGACAUAUCAUCACUGUUGAUAACAAGGCCUGUUGUGUCUUCAUCUUCCAAUCUAAUGGGAAGCUGGUGACCAAGUUUGGGGCCAGAGGAACAUCAGACAGACACUUUGCAGAAAAAAGUGGUGCAAACAUUGCACUGGAACAAAAGCUUAGUAAAUCUGGCCCUGUUUUCAGUCCUCACUUUGUGGCUGUAAAUAACAAAAAUGAAAUUGUGGUAACAGACUUCCAUAAUCAUUCAGUCAAGGUGUACAAUGCAGAUGGGGAGUUCCUGUUUAAAUUUGGCUCCCAUGGGGAGGGGAAUGGACAGUUCAAUGCUCCAACAGGCGUGGCUGUGGAUGCCAAUGGAAAUAUCAUUGUUGCUGAUUGGGGUAACAGUCGGAUCCAGGUGUUCGACAGCUCAGGGUCCUUCCUGUCCUACAUCAAUACAUCAGCGGACCCCCUUUAUGGCCCCCAGGGCCUGGCCCUCACAUCUGACGGUCAUGUGGCAGUGGCAGACUCUGGUAACCACUGUUUCAAGGUCUACCGUUACCUGCAGUAAAGCUGCAACGCCAUCUUUACCACUGCAAGCACUGACAACGACACAACCAAUGUAUUCCACAGGGUGCAAUGACAUUUCCAAUACAGCCUUUUGAUGUGCACAUCAGCUGAUUUCCCAGAUAUAAUUAAACUGUCUGAACCUGAAUUUACCCUUCCUAUGAUGUGUAUUGAAGGAUGUUUUUAAAGUUGAGUGAUGUAGCGUCCUUGGGACAAGUAAUGGACUUAAAACUACGGACAGAACGUGCAAAAGCAUUUUUGUGUGUUGUACGCUAUUGAUGGUAUUAUUAAACUACAUCUGUGAGACUGGACAGGGUAGUAGGUAGAUUGAAGUAUUUAAUGAGCCAUAACUUGUCCGACUGCAUGAAGUUUUAUUUUAUCUUAAUGCCUAGGCAACAACACAGUGUACCCAUUGGUUGCUUUUCUCAUUAACUAGUUAAUGCUUACAGUGAAAUGAACAGCGCUACACUUCUCCAGCAAUUAAAUGUAAAAUUUCUUAUUAACUGACAUCUUACAUAAAAAUGUCAACACCAUCUGUGCAUUGAUUUGCUGUAUGUACUGUAUAUACAUAAAUGUAUAUUGUGUAUAUUAGAUCACUCUGUACGUAUGUGCUAUGAUUUUGAAACACUCAGCCUUUCGGCUAUUCAGAGAGCAGCAGUCAAAGAUUCCAGGAUUUCAAACGUGUAUGGCAGCUGUUAAAAAGUGUGCUUUUGAAACUUACCCAGCACACGCUUAAAAGAAGAAAAGUGUCAUAUUUAUUGCUAAUGUAAGCAGCACAUACUCAUUUUUGUUUAUAUAUGUGGUUUUAAAGGGAAAAAACUAUUGAAAAAAAAAAAGCUAAUUUAUUUUAUUUUAUACACUAGCUCAGCAUUUACAAAUUAUUUUUCUAAAUUGAUGUGCUUUUU
Scomber japonicus (chub mackerel) is the source of this 3262-nucleotide messenger RNA. Its product is annotated as tripartite motif-containing protein 3-like. The transcript has 13 exons. Bases 46 to 2361 code for a protein of 771 amino acids. Gene Ontology annotation, molecular function: protein binding; zinc ion binding; translation repressor activity. The record is from RefSeq and is a predicted model, not a curated record. NCBI's taxonomy places the organism in Eukaryota, Metazoa, Chordata, Actinopteri, Scombriformes, Scombridae. Gene Ontology annotation, biological process: proteasome-mediated ubiquitin-dependent protein catabolic process; negative regulation of translation; protein polyubiquitination.